AUUUAAAAUAAGAUAAUUCUUAUUUAUAUUUUGUAGCUAUCUGAAAACAAUAAUUUUAUUAUAAAAGUUAAAAAGAUACAAAAAAUUAUAAUUAAAUAUUAUUCAAGAAAAAAACAUUUAUAUAAAGAUAUUUUCUAAACUAUUUCUAAGAUAUGAGUGUUUUAAAAAAUUUAACACGGGAUGUUUAGAACACGGGAUUAUGCUUAUGAGAGAGUGGCUCGGGAAUGGGCUUCGAGAUGGGUCGUCAUGAGAGAAAGGUAAAUGGGGGAGACGGCGAUUAGGUUAUUCAGAGGAUGAGAAAGCUGUGUGCGUUUUGGCUUGAGUCUCAACAAUACGUAGAUUAGGGUUAAUGGGCUGGGUUGGGAUAAAGUGAAUUAUCAGAUUGAUGGGAUUAAUGGGCUGGGCUAGGUGAAAGUAAAUUAUCUGAGUUUGGCUUCACUUCGGCUGAUGGCGCAAAACAAAAAUACAGAGUCAGAGAAUGAGUUAGCGCACAGGAAGCCCGAUCGUGAUUUUAAUUUGAAGCCUAAUCUGGCAGUGACGUGGCAAUUUGAUUGGUCCUGAUUAUUUUGAGCAUGUGGCUAGCUUUAGGAAGCUUAAAAAUAGUCCAUUUUAUAUAGUGGGAUAUGAACCGGCUAAGUUUCCUUUAAUCUUAAAAUAGUCCGCCCAAGAUAAUACAACCUCUCAUUUCACAUACAGCCACUAUAAAUUUCUAAAAAAAAACUAAGUUCUACUAUCAAACCCAUCCAACAAAUUUACUACUACCAGUUCUAAUUAUGACCCGGCCUACUUUAAUUUUUAAAUAAACAUGUCAAUAAUUUUUAAAAACAAACAAAACCAUAACUAUGUUCACUUCCAAAAAAUAUGAAAUUAAUAAAAAUGGGCAAUACAAAAUAAUUCUCAUUCUUAUCUGUGUAGAACAUGCAACAGGAGAUCAAAACAAUUGGGGCGAUACCCUCGGACCUCAUCCAAUAAUCGUUAGGAUCAUUAGGAUCUGACCCAUCACAAAUCACAAAAAGAAAAAUGCUUUCCUAAAAACAACUUUCAUUUGUUUUGACAUCCAGAUUUGUCUUAAAAUACUUACUUUUAAUUAUUCCAACUACAUUUUAAAUGAUGGCUAUUAACCACUAAACAUGAACAAAAAAUAGAAGGGAGGGUGCCUAUUUCUACGUCUGACACAAUGUACCAACGCUUCGAGGAAGGGAAAAUUUAUCACAUUUGAUAUUUUAAUCUUCUUCCCAAUAACCAACGUUCAGGCUUACCGUUCAACCAUACAUAAUCAAUAUCAAUGAGACAACAAUUAUUACACUGAUUCAAGAAAACAUUUCACCGAUUCCUUCAUACAUAUUCCGGCCCCAACGCUACUCUCAGUUGAUCAGGUUAGCAAGUGCAACCAACUUCCUCCCAGGUAAAAAAAAACAAAAACCAGAUGUUGUUGGCCGCAUAUGCCUCAUAUAAAAGGAGCUAAAUCAUAGCUUCCUAAGCCUAUCCACAUGUGCACAAAUAAUCAGGACCAAUCAAUAUGCCAGGUCAUCACGAAGUGGGCUUGCAAUUAAAAAAAGGAAAUCUUCACGGCCCAGUCAAUAGCCUCAUCCCGCAAUAGAAAGUGGCCGCUCUACAAGACCACUCACAAUAAACCUAGUAGACAUCGUCUACGUCUUAUCUUAUUGUAAUUCUUCUUCGUUACCUACCAAAUAUUAUUUACUUUGGACAAUUACUUAUUUCAACUGUCAAACUAUUUUCUUUUGAAUUUUCUAUUUUUUCAGACAAUUUAUUAUUUCUACUGUUUUCUUUAACAAUAUAUGAACCGGCUAAGUUUCCUUUAAUCUUAAAAUAGUCCGCCCAAGAUAAUACAACCUCUCAUUUCACACACAGCCACUAUAAAUUUCUAAAAAAAAGCUAAAUUCUACUAUCAAACCCAUCCAACAAAUUUACUACUACCAGUUCUAAUUAUGACCCGGCCUACUUUAAUUUUUAAAUAAACAUGUCAAUAAUUUUUAAAAACAAACAAAACCAUAACUAUGUUCACUUCCAAAAAAAUAUGAAAUUAAUAAAAAUGGGCAAUACAAAAUAAUUCUCAUUCUUAUCUGUGUAGAACAUGCAACAGGAGAUCAAAACAAUUGGGGCGAUACCCUCGGACCUCAUCCAAUAAUCGUUAGGAUCAUUAGGAUCUGACCCAUCACAAGUCACAAAAAGAAAAAUGCUUUCCUAGGAACAACUUUCAUUUGUUUUGACAUCCAGGUUUGUCUUAAAAUACUUACUUUUAAUUAUUCCAACUACAUUUUAAAUGAUGGCUAUUAACCACUAAACAUGAACAAAAAAUAGAAGGGAGGGUGCCUAUUUCUACGUCUGACACAAUGUACCAACGCUUCGAGGAAGGGAAAAUUUAUCACAUUUGAUAUUUUAAUCUUCUUCCCAAUAACCAACGUUCAGGCUUACCGUUCAACCAUACAUAAUCAAUAUCAAUGAGACAACAAUUAUUACACUGAUUCAAGAAAACAUUUCACUGAUUCCUUCAUACAUAUUCCGGCCCCAACGCUACUCUCAGUUGAUCAGGUUAGCAAGUGCAACCAACUUCCUCACAGGUAAAAAAAAACCAAAAACCAGAUGUUGUUGGCCGCAUAUGCCUCAUCCAAGGAAGUGAUUUAUAUAACCACUACACAGAUUCAAAAAUCAUCAUUGGAUUGCGUUUAGACAGGUACUAACUUUACAACUAAACAAAAUAUAAUACUAUAAUUAUUUUUAGUUCGAAAUUGGUACGUCUAACUUUAUGGGACAAGGAGGCAUCUAAUUUCAGAGAGUUAAAUCACAUAUCUACCAGGAAGAACCAAAUCGUAAUCAUCACAAGUAUCAUUCCACGAUUACAUGAAGGUAAUAAACUAAACAUAAAGUUUACGACAAACUAGAUGCUUACAAAUAUUUGACUUUCUCAGGAAAACUAUCACUCACAACCACACCUGGAUCGCACUUCUACUUUGACAACGAUAUUGAUAUCAUACAAUGCUUCGAAAAGAAGAAUAAACUGCUAUCCUAAGCCUCAUAGCAAACGACACCAGUCAACUUUUAAAACACUUACGUUACCACUUCCUACGUCAAUUAAAUAGGCACACACAAAUACUAUUUUCUCUUACGAAUAUUAAAUUCCUCAAAACAAUUUAUUAUUCAAACUUACUAUUUUUUUUUUUUUAAAUGAUCACCGCUUCCAACAUCUUUGCAUUAUAAAAUAAACAAAAUUUAACUUACCCUUUCAGAAACUUCAAAACUCCAAAUUUAAAUUGAGCUGACUUUUAUUAAACAUGUAAUCCGCGCUAGCGCGGACACCGACCCUAGUUUUCACAUAAAAGAGACUACAUUCGCACGUAGUUAAAGAUUAAUGUCCUUUAGAUUGUACUACUCCUUCCAUGUUUAAUGCUAUAAGCGUUUAAUGCAGUUCAGUUAACGAUUUAUUUAUUUUAUUUUAACUGGUUAAUUCUUGGUGGUUUCUACUAAUUUUGGAUUCAUGUAGAUGCAAGUUUCUUAGUAAUUUCAGUGAGUCAUGUAAAAACAAGAAUCUAAUGAUCUUCCACGCAAUUUCCUUUAUGUAGAAUUUUAUUCCACAUAAAGACACCACUUUCGUUAUAACUUUAUUACACCAAAAAAAAAGGUCACUUGCAUGUGUAUAAAUAUACCUCUCCCAUGUCUAGUAGCAAAGACCACACAGAAAAAGAGCAUUGAUGGAGUCUGCUAAAUCAAACAUGAAUGCCCACCAAAACAUCAUCGUGAUGCGCCACGGUGACCGGCUCGACCAUUGUGAGCCAAUAUGGGUUUCAACCGCUGAGAGACCGUGGGAUCCUCCGCUCGUACACGAUGGUAAGGUUCGAGCCUUUCAAACCGGUCAAAGAAUCCGAUCUCAGAUUGGGUUUCCGAUUCACCGUGUCUUUGUUUCUCCUUUCCUCCGCUGCAUCCAGACCGCUGCCGAAGUCGUCGCCGCUCUCUCAGCCGACGAUCUCGGUGACAACGCUAUGCCUUCCAUCGAUAUCUCUAAGCUCAAGGUGGCUAUCGAAUUUGGAUUGUGCGAGACACUGAACACAAUGGCUAUUAAGAGUGACGUUGUUCCCAAAGAUGGGAAGUUUGAUUUCAAGUUUUCAGAUCUUGAAGCUAUGUUUCCUGAGGGAACAUUUGAUCACAAUGUGGAAAUGGCUUAUAAAGAGUUUCCACAGUGGGGAGAAUCUGUGGAAGCCUUUAAAGAAAGAUAUGUUAAUACAUUGAAGAUUCUUGCAGAGAAGUAUCCUUCAGAGAAUUUGUUGCUAGUCACCCACUGGGGAGGUGUAAGUUCUAUGCUUUACAAAUACUUCAAAGACGCAACUAAGUACUUAGUAGAUUACUGUGGUUGUGUUGAGUUGAGAAGGCAGCUUAUGGAUAAUGAUGGAUUUGGUGAAUCUGUGGACUUUGAGGUGGUUACAAGUCAUGGUGUAGCUUUCAAGGACAACAAAGCCCCGAUUCAUGGUCCUCUUAUAAUCCAAUCUCCCAUAUAGACGGCUUUUAUAUGAAUAUUUUUGUGACGGUUAGAUUCAGUGAAACAUGAUUCAAUAAUUUUUCAUUCUCUUCCACAAAUUUUCGAUAACACACAUAUUUAUGGUUCAUUUUCUUUAUUUUAUUUUUGGUUUUUUUCAUUUUCCCCUUUUCCACUCAUGUAAUCUAUGUUUCAUUUUAAUCAAUAAGAGAUAUCAUAUUAAAAUAUAAA
Molecule: messenger RNA, 4720 nt
Organism: Brassica rapa (field mustard)
Lineage: Eukaryota; Viridiplantae; Streptophyta; Magnoliopsida; Brassicales; Brassicaceae
Source: RefSeq, a predicted model, not a curated record